UGUCAAAUAUUCUGACAAUUUCGAUUCUUGAUUCGCUGUCAAAAUUCAAGUGAAAUGCGAUGAAAAUGCGCGAUAAUCUCUCUGAAAUCUACGAAGCUAACUACAAAUCGCGCGAAUACAUUGCUAGAGCUUGCUGCGACGUUAUCGAAGACAUCCUGAGAGUCACUUACGACGAAGAGAAUCCGCUGACCACUGCUUCGAAGAAGUGCAGCCAGAGUACGCAGACCGACGAUAACCUCCACUACGCUUUGAUGAUACAAGAAAAACUAGUCGAGAACAACAGUAAUUUCGAUUCAAAAGAUCACUUCACCGAGAGAAUAUACAAGAAAUGGUUGAAAUUAGACAACUGAAGCCGCGACUUGUGAAAUACAUCGAAUUGGAUAACCCCGACCCAACGGAGUUGUUCGAAAUAGAAAGUUAUGACGGUGACGACGACCAAGACGAUCUAAGUGUAGAAAACAUCGAAAAUAAUCCGGAAUCUUCCAACGAAAAUUACACCACGGAGGACUGUAACGACUUCAUUCAGAAUUUUACGGUCUUGAGAAAAGUACAAGAAGCUCUAGAUCAAAUCUCUUAUACUCUCGGUAAUUUCCUGAGAGACAGAGAGCAUUUAUUCAUGGAGAGAAACAUAUUCAGCCUGAAUAACAGGGGCAUAGGAGUGGAUGCACCCGAUGAAGAUUUACCACUGGACGUACGCCUAGCUGCUUAUUUACUCUCGCAAGGUGACAACAGACGGGUGGACGAUUUAAUUACCAGGCUCAAUCAAAAUGUUGUGGUCAACGUCAAUUUAUCAUACUAUUUUAAACUUAUGCUCGUUAUGUUAACUGUCAACACCCUGUUACUGUUCAAGUGGAUCAUUUGGGACCAUUUUCCACAAAUUUUUCCUUAACUACCAUACCUGGAUAUAUUGUAACUACUUGUGAAAAAUUGCUGCCAUUUACUCAGAACGUAAUAAACGAUUACAUUUUAAAAAGUUU
Messenger RNA from Leptinotarsa decemlineata (Colorado potato beetle), 977 nucleotides. RefSeq lists its product as uncharacterized. NCBI's taxonomy places the organism in Eukaryota, Metazoa, Arthropoda, Insecta, Coleoptera, Chrysomelidae. The record is from RefSeq and is a predicted model, not a curated record.